ACGGACAUUGCCGACGCACGAGAAAACUUCGGCCAUCUCCCCAGUGCGCAGCAGUUAGAUCCUAGGUACGCGUCGGUAGGGGUCUGUGCAGUUUUGCUAAGGGUAGGUAGUCAUCUAUAUAUUGCAUCUGUGGAUUGAAACAGUUGCGAAGUUAUUCGGAGGGAUAUGGAGGAUAUAUUUAUGAUCAUUUGCUGAAAAGGAUCUCCAUUUGGACAGCGAUCAUAGGGCGUUUCUUGGGUCCCGGGUCCCAGUUGCUCGCAGUCGCGUUAAAGUUCAAUUAGUCAUCCAGAGAAGAAAAUGCACCUCUGGGUGUACACAGCGUGGAUCAUGGUGUGUUCAAUCUCUGACAUGGCUUUCUCCAGCUAUUCGGAAGAUCAGUGCAGCUGGAAAGGGAGCGGCCUGUCUCAGCACCCAGGCAGCGUUGAGCAGAUUUCACUGCACUGCGCCGAAGGCUCGCUGGAGUGGCUCUACCCUAAGGGGGCGCUGCGGCUCUCGCUGUCCCCCCGCCUGCCCUCUGCAGCGGUGGGGCCCGUGGGCAGCGGUCACAGCACCUCGGGUCACAUCACGGCCUGCAUUAAGCCGGCCGAGAGCUUCCUGGGUGCCCAGCUGUACCUGGAGCGUGACGGUGUCCUGGAGCUCCUGGUGGGCGACCGGCCGGACGAGCUGCGCCCCCCCCGGGUGCGCUGCUUCAGCCGCCAGCCUGGGGAGAGGCUGGCCCUCUUUCUGCAGGCCACACCGCACCAGGACAUCAGCCGGCGCAUUGCCGCCUUCCGCUACGAGCUGCGGGGCGACUGGAAUGCUCGCUUGUCCCUGGACUCGGAUCCCAUCAGAAGUGAAGGAGCCUGUAGACCCUGUAAUGACAGAGAGAUCCUGAUGGCUGUCUGCACCAGUGAUUUCGUUGUCCGGGGAAAUAUCCAUUCGGUGGUGGAUGAUGAGGACCUCCGGGUGUCAGUCAUCAAGGUCAGCGCCACCCGGGUGUACCGGCAGAAGUAUGCCCUCUUCUCUGGAAGCGGCCGCCUCACUAAGUGGGGCGAGAUCCGGACGUUGCUGCAGUGUGGUGUGCGGCCCGGCGCCGGCAGCUUCCUCUUCACGGGCCGGGUCCAUUUUGGCGAGGCAUGGCUGGGCUGUGCGCCACGAUACAAGGACUUCCUGAGAGCCUACGAGGCGGCGAAGGAGAGCCGGCAGAUUCCCUGCGAGUUGUCGUCAGACUGAGGCGCAAGGUGUCCCUCCAGAACUACCAGAGCCGAAGCGGGUCUGCUCCAAAGCCACGUGGGAGAGGUAGCGACCUGCCCCCACCCCAUCAGCUGGGGAACUGUUGCUCUCCUAGGCUCAACAACAGAGGAGCUCAUGGAAUCAUCACAGAAGAAAAUCGAUGCAUCCUCAAAGCAAAAUAAGCAAGUGCUUCAUGGAGAUUUUCAGUUCCUUUGAUGGGGUAGGGGGUAGGGGUACUAUUAUUCUUGAGCCCAAAGACAUUUUAAGAACUUUCUGGAUAAAGAGCCAUGAAGUUCUGGGUCACCUAGAUGAGGUAUCAGUCAUGGAUAUAGGAAGGAGCACCUUUUUGUAUUUUCUGGACAACAGUUCUUUUCUUAAAACUUGAGAACAAUAACAGGACAUCUACAGGAGUCACUCAUCCACCAUAGACUUUUUUUGAUGUCCAAAAUACUCAGGAAGUUAAUGACUUUGGUAGGUUAAUCAUACCAACUCUUGAUCCACCAUAAACGUCACAGGGUGUGUCUGUUGGCUCCCGCACUCAUGUGCCCACCUACCAAAGCCCCGAAAUGUGAGCAGAGAUAAUGAAGAACUGGACUAGUCUUGCCGAAAUUCCCCAUCUUUUGUGUCUGCUUGUAAAUUUGAGUCGUAAUAGCCUGUCCCGUCUAAAUAUGGGGUCCGUCAUUGUGUGAAGAGCUAGCCCUCCUCCCUCUAGGUGUGUCCUCUUCUUGAGGGUCUUUGGGGGGAGAGCAUGAUGUUUGAGGUGUUUGCACUGUCAAGGGAAUGGGGAUUUGGCGAGGGUGCCUGUUUCGAGCUUUGAACCGGGAAACCAAAACUAAAGCAGAUUAUAUGUAGUUUAGAAGGUAUGAUCAGAAGUUAAUAUAUAAUUGUGACACCAACUGCCACUGUGGUUUUGGAGUUUGCAAGGCCAGAUUGGUGUAGGACCAGCAGAGUUAUGUGCAUAGCUGCUCAGGCUAUUACCGUUCCGCCUUUCAGUUGUACAUUGGCUUCCCGCCGUAAACUGGGCUUUUCAUCUUGCAAAAGUUAUGAGAAACGGUUGUGAUUUAAAUUUAAUUUUUUUCCCUCCAAGCCAAGUAUCCACGGUUCCCUCGCAUGCAUGUAAACUACCCACAUUUUGUUUUGUUUCUGUCAUCUUGGUUGCUUUGUGUGUGUCUGAGUGUCUUUUGGAUCCUAAAAUUAUUUAAUUUUCUUUUUUAAAGUCCUGUUGAUUACAUUCAAGCACUUCCCUGUGUCAGUGUUUUCAGGUUCGUCUUGAAGAGUGAGCAGCACAGGCUGCCUUCGGUUACUGUGAUGUUUAUCGCCUUUGCUGUUACGAUACAUGAAUCGUCCUUUUAUGUCUCGCCUGAAUUCAAGGUGUAAUGAUGAGGAGCUGAUUAAAAUAAUAAGAAGUCUGCUGGAAAGUUGGGUGGGGUGGGGAACUGGGAUAGAGUUUGGCCUGAAGCCCCAGCAAACUAUGGACAUGUGUGGCUUGCUGUAACAUGACCAGACUCUGUAGCUGGACCUGCUUGCAAGCGAGGCAGGACUUUCUGUCAAGUAUGUGAGCGUUCAGUAUGCAGAUUUACUCCAAAAUAUGCCAUAUAAUGCAAUACAGUUGGGGCAUAGCACGGGAGAAAUGUAUUUGUUAUAGCAGAAUUUACACUCAGUGGCUUAUUCAUUAGGUGCUUCUUGCCAGUACUGGUUAGGAGCCACUUUUGCCCCCAGAACUGCUUCAAGGGUAGAUGAGUUGUGUGUUCAGAGAAGCCUUCCUGCACACCACUGUUGUACUGAGCUGUUAUUUUUGCACUUGUGGCCUCCCGGUUAGCUUUAGCGAGUCUGGCCAUUCUCCCCUGACCAUGCUCAUUAACACGGUGUUUGCUCACAUAACUGCUGGAGUUUUUUCUUUUUAGUUUAUUGCAUCAUUAUCUGUGUCGAGAUCCUAGGAAGGUGACUAUUUCUGAGAUGCUGGAGCCACCGCAUUCAAAAUCGCUUGGAUCGCGCAACUUGGCGACUGUAAUAGUUGGACAAAAAGCCACAUGAUUGGCUGCGUGGGAGAGCGGGCCGUUUCCAUUAACAAGCAGGGGGACCUACUAAGCUGGCCACUGAGUGUAUAUUAUAUGCACUAAAUUUUUGAAGGAAUGGGAUAUACCAAAUUUAGGAGGUAUUUUAUCAUUUUUGAAAGCUCAAUGCUGCCAUUUUACUGUGUUUUAAUGUUUUUAUAGUAUAAACGUUUGUUUUAAUCACUGUUAUAAAUAAAAUAUGUUUAAUGGUGUGUAAAAUAACAUAGGAGUUGUGCAAAAAAAAAGCAGUCCAUGCAAGAAAAGAAGUAAAAAGUGACAUUAUCCGACUUGUAAAGUGUUUGUACUUGACGUGUCUUAUAAAAGAUUUAUACAAGAA
Messenger RNA from Brienomyrus brachyistius, 3603 nucleotides. RefSeq names its product meteorin, glial cell differentiation regulator (gene metrn). The transcript is spliced from 4 exons. The record is from RefSeq and is a predicted model, not a curated record. The coding region runs from base 298 to 1212 and encodes 304 amino acids. NCBI's taxonomy places the organism in Eukaryota, Metazoa, Chordata, Actinopteri, Osteoglossiformes, Mormyridae. Gene Ontology annotation, biological process: positive regulation of axonogenesis; glial cell differentiation. Gene Ontology annotation, molecular function: hormone activity.